This is a messenger RNA of Ylistrum balloti, 336 nucleotides long. RefSeq lists its product as uncharacterized. The coding region runs from base 1 to 336 and encodes 111 amino acids. The record is from RefSeq and is a predicted model, not a curated record. The transcript has 3 exons. Lineage: Eukaryota; Metazoa; Mollusca; Bivalvia; Pectinida; Pectinidae.
AUGAAGUUGGCUCUUUUUCUCGCGGUUUUCCUUCCUCUGGCAAUGUCAUCUCCACAGAAAAAGGCAUUAAACCCAUUUCUGAACAGUACUUUGAACAUUUUCAAAGUCAACGAGCUAAAACUCCUGGUCACAGAUUUAGUAAAACAGCUCGGUUCUGACGAGAGGGAGGCAGAAUGUGAGACGGAAUGUAACACGCUUUUUAACACACAAUUCUCUACUGGAUCUAUCGACUCCAUUUCUCACAGCGCUUGUCCUGUUGCAUGUCAUUCCUUACAGGAGUUAGUCCACUAUUUUAAAAUUCCUGUACCUUCGACAACAAGUUCACCAGUUCUCUAA